AUGCCCGCCGAGGAACCAGUUGCAAUUGCAACAGAGAACACUCCUCUGCUGCGCGCUGAGAGCGUGGCCUCCAAUGGUACCAUUUCAAGCCCGCAGGACCCCGAUGAAGGUCAAAAAGAAUCACGCGCAACCUUGAAGUAUAUUUUUCCAGCAAUCUCAAUAGGAGUCUUUUUGGCGGCCGCCGACCAGACUAUCAUCGUCGCGAGCUAUGGCAAGAUUGGCAGCGAUCUAAAUGCCUUGAACUUGACAAGCUGGAUCGCGACCUCGUACUUCCUGACCUUGAGCUCAUUUCAGCCAUUGUAUGGCAAACUGUGCAACAUUUUCGGUCGAAAGCCAUGUCUUCUCUUUGCCUAUGUCUGUUUCGGAACUGGCAGUUUGUUCUGCGGCUGUGCUCAGAGUAUCAAUCAAUUGAUCGCAGCGAGGGUUUAUCAAGGAAUUGGUGGUGGUGGCAUGACGACCGUUGUUAGCAUCCUUAUAAGCGACCUGGUGCCUCUGCGCGAUCGGGGUCUCUGGCAGGGAAUCAUUAACAUUGUAUAUGCUUCUGGAUCUAGUAUUGGCGCACCGCUGGGCGGUAUACUGGCUGAUUACAUUGGCUGGCGUUGGGCUUUUAUCGCGCAAGCACCGCUGUGCCUCAUGGCGUUUAUUGUGGUCAGUGCCUCACUGCACAUCGAGAGCCCCGACACGGGCGAUUGGCGUACCAAACUGCGACGCAUUGAUUUUCUCGGGGCUACUGUCCUAGUAAUAGCUGUCCUAGGUUUCUCUAUUGCCCUGGACAGGGGAAGUAACGUCUCCUGGAACAUACCGAUAACUUAUGUCUCUUUGACCGUCUCAGUCGUCUUCUUCAUUGCUUUCAUUUUGGUUGAGAAGUUUGUCGCAACUGAACCCUUCGCUCCUGGCCAUCUAAUUUUCGACCGGAACCUGUUCGCAUGUUAUACAUGCAAUUUCUUUGGUUUUGGGGCCUUCAUGGGCAUCCUAUUCUUUAUUCCGCUCUACUUUCAAGCCGUCGAUGGUGUUCCUGCAAGCAUUGCUGGGUUCAGACUCAUACCGCAAAUCAUCCUCGGCGUAUCAGGCUCCUUGUCCGCAGGCUAUGUGAUGAAACGGACCGGAAAGUACUAUGGAAUAACCGUAUUUGGAUACUCACUCCUGCUCUGUGGCUCAAUCGUUCUCUUCCUCUUUUCUGGCGCCAUCGCGGAUGACUAUCGCUUCCUAAUCCUCGGUGCAAUGAUAGCUGCCUUUGGAAAUGGAAUAGGCAACACCACAACUUUGAUUGGACUUAUCUCGAAUACAAGCCCAGAAGAUCAGGCCGUUGUUACAGCUUGCUCAUACCUGUUCCGCUCCCUCGGCAGCGUUCUUGGGUUGUCGCUAGCAGCCACGGUUGAGCAGCAUUUCCUUCGCGAUCGAUUAGAGACUGCACUCCACGGAAGCGCAGAUAUAGAUCACAUCGUACAAGGCGUUCGGCAAUCACUCGGAUAUAUCGACACAUUGCCCUCCGAUCUGCAGGUUAUCGUUCGCAAGGCUUACGGUUGGUCUACGAAUCUUACAUUUGCCGUCCAGAUGAGCAUAACUUUCUUUGCCCUCUUCACCAGCUUUUUUGUUAGGGAGAAGCGGCUUUGA
Molecule: messenger RNA, 1614 nt
Organism: Talaromyces atroroseus
Lineage: Eukaryota; Fungi; Ascomycota; Eurotiomycetes; Eurotiales; Trichocomaceae
Exons: 6
Coding region: 1-1614 (537 amino acids)
Biological process (GO): transmembrane transport; basic amino acid transport
Cellular component (GO): fungal-type vacuole membrane
Molecular function (GO): basic amino acid transmembrane transporter activity
Source: RefSeq, a predicted model, not a curated record